AUGGAGAUGGAAGCAAGCACCGGCCGCCAUGCGGUGGAGGCGCCGCCACACAGGAGCACUGUCCGGAAGCUUAAAACCCGACUGAAGGAGACGUUUUUCCCGGACGAUCCCCUCCGACAGUUUAAGGGGCAGUCUUGGAAAGUGAGACUGCUCCUCGGUUUUCACUACGUAUUCCCGAUACUCGAGUGGGGCCCUAAAUACAGCCUCAGCCUCCUCAAAUCCGAUGUCGUCGCUGGUCUCACCAUUGCAAGCCUCGCCAUACCUCAGGGCAUAAGUUACGCAAAGCUCGCUAAUUUGCCACCAAUUCUUGGUCUAUAUUCAAGUUUUGUGCCUCCAUUGAUAUAUGCUGUGCUUGGGAGCUCAAGGGAUCUUGCAGUCGGUCCAGUUUCAAUUGCAUCCCUGAUAAUGGGAUCAAUGUUGAGACAUCAAGUUUCACCAACUAAAGACCCCAUUCUGUUCCUUCAGCUGGCUUUCACCUCAACUUUCUUUGCAGGCCUUUUUCAAUCUUCUUUGGGCUUCCUAAGGCUCGGAUUUAUCAUCGACUUUCUUUCGAAAGCAACGCUGAUAGGAUUUAUGGCGGGUGCAGCAAUUAUUGUUUCCCUUCAGCAGCUAAAGAGCCUUAUGGGGAUUACACAUUUUACCAAACAGAUGGGGAUUGUUCCUGUUUUGACCUCUGUUUUCCAAAACAUACACGAG
Messenger RNA from Striga hermonthica, 696 nucleotides. NCBI's taxonomy places the organism in Eukaryota, Viridiplantae, Streptophyta, Magnoliopsida, Lamiales, Orobanchaceae. The record is from the annotation of a GenBank genome assembly.